Prunus armeniaca (apricot) is the source of this 1206-nucleotide messenger RNA. Lineage: Eukaryota; Viridiplantae; Streptophyta; Magnoliopsida; Rosales; Rosaceae. The record is from the annotation of a GenBank genome assembly.
AUGUCGCGUGUCGUACUCUCAUUAAUUUGCAGAAAAAAAGAAGAAAAAAUUGCAAAAAAGACGUUACACUCAUUCUCUCACCGCAGUCAACCAACCUCACCUUCUCGUUUGACUCGUGCCCAACCAGUAAAAAAAGCCAAGAACCUCGCGCUGCUGCGAUCGAUCACUCACAAACAAUGGGGUCGUGUUAUCAUCUUUGCCUCUUUAACUACGGCCGAGAAGACGGAUUCACGGGCUCUUUUGAUUUCUGACCUUACAUCUGGGAAAAGGCACUCUGAAGAAUACUGUGCAAUGUAUGAUAUAUGUGGAGAACGCAGCGACGGGAAAGUCCUGAAUUGCCCUUACGGUUCUCCCUCUGUGAAGCCUGAUGAGCUAUUUUCUGCCAAAAUCCAAAGUUUGUGUCCAACAAUAAGUGGGAAUGUUUGUUGCACGGAGCUUCAGUUUGAAACAUUGCGGGCACAGGUUCAACAAGCAAUUCCAUUUCUGGUAGGGUGUCCAGCAUGCUUGAGGAACUUCCUAAAUCUUUUUUGCGAGCUUUCUUGCUCUCCAAGUCAGAGUCAGUUUAUCAAUGUGACCUCUGUGUCUGAGGUUAAUGGCAAUAUGACUGUGGACGCCAUUGAUUUUUACAUAGCUGACACUUUUGGAGAAGGGCUGUACAACUCUUGCAAGGAUGUUAAGUUUGGAACUAUGAACACACGGGCAAUAGAAUUUAUUGGGGCUGGUGCUAAAAACUUUGAAGAAUGGUUUGAUUUUAUUGGUGAGAAAGCAGCCCUCGGUUUCCCUGGUUCACCUUAUGCCAUUGACUUUAAGUUGACUGUUCCGGAGUCAUCUAGAAUGGAGCUCAUGAAUGUGUCCGUUUAUUCAUGUGCUGACACUUCACUGGGCUGCUCUUGUGGUGAUUGCCCGUCAUCUCAAGAGUGUUCUAAUCCUGAACCUCCUCAACAGAAGAAAGAGCCAUGCUCCAUCAGAAUUCUAUCUUUUGAGGUAAAGUGCAUUGACUUUUCUGUUGCCAUAUUGUAUAUUCUCUUAAUUUCUGCUUUCUUCGGUUGGGGCUCGUUUCACCGGACAAGUGAAAGGAGGAGAGUUGAAUCUAGCAAGGAACCAUUGUUGAAUGUCAUUCACGAUGAUGGCAUUGGCUCUGUUAACUUGCAAAAGGAUGAAAGUGUUGUCACAAAGUGGAACGGAAGUCUACCAACCCUGGAUUAA